Molecule: messenger RNA, 5642 nt
Organism: Mycena citricolor
Lineage: Eukaryota; Fungi; Basidiomycota; Agaricomycetes; Agaricales; Mycenaceae
Source: the annotation of a GenBank genome assembly
UUUCGACCUUGCGGAGUUGCCGAUGAUAAAAAUACGGAGAGCACACAGAUCUGAUUGGAAAUUGAGAUUAUCUAUUUGCAAGGAACCGCCCCAGGCCCGUCGGCUAGGAUAAUUUCAGGCACUCCGACAUGUUGUGGGCAGACUGCUCAGACGGACGUCUUGAGAGUGAGGCCUCGGAGAGUUUCGAAGUUGUGUGAGACGCACGUCGAAAGGCACCUCGCGCGCAUCCGCAGGCCUCGCUCCUUUGGAAGAACGCACACAUGGAAUUCCACAGUCCAAUUGAGACCGUCACACGAUGCGGCGGCAAAUACCGAAUGCUUUGCUCUUGCCAAAUCAGGGUUUCGUCUCAAACUCGUGCAGUGGCGCGCAUCUCCUGCCUCAUCCGCCGCUACCGAACCAGAUCGGCUACCACCACUCCAGCAAAAAUGGACGUCGUCAUACCUGCCCCACAGCAGGACCAAUCUACCCCGACCAUCUCUGCCACUGCCUCGACGAUCCAUGUGCUUCCGCACACACAGUACUCCGCGCCUCCCGUCUCACCGGCUUCCGUCCUUCCUUACCCUUGGAUCAGUUCCGAGCAUGGUUCGCCGAAGCAGCGAAAGAGGUACCUGAGCCCGAGGCCAUGACUCUCUGCACCAUCGCCCAGGGGUCUGACUCGAUUGGACUUGGCAUCCCCUCUGCACGCAUCGUGCUCCUGAAGCGCGCAGACCCGCGCGGAUUCGUGUUCUUCACCAACUACACAUCGGCAAAAUCCGAAUGCCUAUCUAAUCACCCUUUCGCGGCCCUCGUAUUCUAUUGGCACCCCUUACAUCGUUCAGUCCGUGUCCAGGGCAAAGUGGAACGGCUGCCGUCGGGAGAGAAUGCCGAGUAUUUCAACUCGCGGCCCCUAGGCAGCCGGCUUGGUGCUUGGGCGAGUCCUCAAAGUAAACCCGUAGGAGAGGGGGAACUCGAGGGACGUGUCGAGGAGGUCAAAGCCAAAUUCGGCGUGACCGAAGAUACCACGGAUGCAGAGAUCCCGUGCCCUGAAUUCUGGGGCGGAUGGCGUGUGGUGCCCACGACCAUUGAAUUCUGGUCCGGCCGCCCUUCGCGCCUACAUGAUCGCAUCGUCUACUCGCGGGCAGACAUUGAAAGCGAGGAUUGGAAGGUGGAACGGCUCGCGCCCUGAGUAGCCGAUGUAAUUGUGCUCAAUCACCCGUCUCUUCUCUGGACGUUUGCCGAUAUCCACUGUCAUGCCCUCCCGCUCUAUUACGAUAGGCGCCGGCUCACCAGGGACCGACGCAUGGCUCACAGCAAGAAGCACUCCGGCAUUGCGGAUCUGAGAGUGAGGCUCUAAGAAUGAAAGUUCUCUUUGCUUUUUGGUGAUGUGUUGUGUCCCCUGUAAAUCCGCCAGUCUUGCGCAGUUGCCUUGGUCGUCGCCCCGAUUAUAGCUCCAGUCGUGAGCCUCGACAGAGCGAGCAUCGUCAUAUAUCCACAUAUAUUCCGAAUCUAUACCAGGACGACCUAUCACAGUUGGUGUACAUGCGUGACGCCCGUCAAUCUUUCUGUCUUUCCGGUCUAGCCACUUCGAGACUUGUCGUCCCCAUGUGUCGUCCACCUGCGUCCAAGGGACAGCAUUGGUCAGUGACUUGCCCUGUUAUCUAUAUUCGAUCCAACUGUUCUUCGGUUAUACUGCUGUGGCGCUAUUAGCGUCCCUAUCCGGUUCAGAGCACCUGGUAGACCCGGAAUCACAUGAAAUGAAUUUUCCAUCAUUCACGGUGAUCAGCAAUAAACACCCCCCGAAGUGUCGGUCCGCAGUGUGCAGAAGCAGUGGGGAAAGUCCUGAGAGAAGUUCUGUCAAGAUUCGGGGCGGGAAGUGUUCCUUGAUUCCCUUGGACUCGAUCAUUCUGAAUCUGAACCUAAUGCCAGCCGCUCAAUGCUCAAGUCAUGAGUCAUUCAUUGUCCAGGUCCUGCUGAUCAGGCGCUCUAGCUGAGACGAGCGCUGGCAACAUGUCAGUUGCAAUAUCAAGUCGUCCCGUUACCUUCGCGACGUCCGUCCUCGACUCCUCGCGCGUCGGACUGUGCGAUGUCUGUCAAGCACGACAGGACAUAGAGUGCUUUAAUACUCUAUCAGUCGUGGGGGGUAAUUGCGAUGGUGUGCAGACAGGGGACUUACUGCGCAGAUGUUUCAAGUACUUGGAUCCUUGAUACUGAUGAUCCUCAGUAGAUGCGAAAGGACACGCGGUAACGUGACCCACGUGUGGUGUGGGCACGCGGCUUUCAUCCACCUUUUGUUUUGGCGCGUUUGGGUACGUGUCUCUCGGUGUCGCCAUCCAGCAGGAGAUCCAAUAGCUCUUGCCCCUGCAGAGCUCUGACGUACUCCCUGAGGAAAGGCUCGUAGUCAUGUGUCCGUUUAACAUGCUCUGUCUGGGUUUGUCAGGGCAGAGAUGUGGUGCAGACAGACAGAUCCUACAUUAGCUCUCCUUGUCUUCAGCACCUCGUCCUCGAGUGCAAUCUUGGCUAACAAGGCAUCGCUGACACAUUGCUCCCAAGCUCUUGGCAGCGCACGGACAGGCAUUUCCAUGAUUUCUAUGUCUCGGGUCAUCCGUCGGCUGCCAAAAUCCAGGGCAAAAGUACGACCGGGCUCAGCCGAGCCGUCAGGAGAUUCGAAAACAGAUUGGACCUGCUGUAACAGGACUGUGUCGACGCCGGAUUGCCAACCGGACUGAUCGCUGGUCAACCGACGCUCGAGAGCGACACGAUCUCGUUUGAGGAAUUCGAGAUGGUCAUUGGCUUUUUCGUAUAGGCCGUCUACGAGAGCGAGAAGGCUGAAACGGAUGUUUGCGCCGCUGGCAGCCCCACCGUAUUUCUGCAUCUUCAUCCGAAGAGCUGGUCGCACGACGUCCAUCCACGUUCCCGAGUCGGUGCCCUCCUCCCCAGGUUCAGGCAAUUCACCAACUUCGAGGGGACCAGACUUGAGUCCGUCCAGCUCCCAUACUUUACCAAACGCGGGCACAUACCCUAUGAAAUGGUACACUUCCUCGGUCUCCACUUCUUUCUUGGGCUUGACCGGCGAUCCGGUUUUCACGGGUCGCCCCUUGCUUGUCUUGGGAUCCCCGUGUUCUUUCUUCUUCGCCGCGGCCAACGUUGUGCUGGCAAGAUUGUGCAGGGCCCCGCGGAUAUCUGAUGGACUGGGAAUACCUCAGAUGAUCCGAACAGUACAGAGACUAGGGGAGAGAGCACACCGUGCAAGACCAGUAUGGGCACUUCGGAUGAAGGAUGAACUCGAAAUGGCCAAUCCCUUCAUCUUCGAGACUGAUUUAGAUUCCAUGGACGAUGCUCAAUUCGAUCCACCUACUCACCACAGGGGACAUAGUCUCGGUAUCCCUCCGGAACCAUUCCAGCUGCCCAUCAAGCUGCACUUCCGGGCAGUUCAAGGCGACAUUGAGAAUUGCGAGUGAGGCGCAAGCGUCGUCACUCAGUUGAUUGGCGAACCAGACUUUCGUGGCCAACGGGUCAGCAAAGUCAGCAGGGCGAUGCACAUCUUUGCCCCAGAGAAAGCAGAAGAUCAGCCCGCGUGGGCGCAGGUGGUCUACCGCCCAUGGCUCUAUGUCGUAAAGCUCAACGAGCUCGAGACCGCGAAUCCCAAGCCGACGCGUCAGCGAGGUGAACACCCCGGGAUCAGAUUCCAGAACAGCAAAAGGUCCGCCGACCAGGUCCUCCGGUGACGACGAUUCCGGCGCGUCGCGGUCAGCAUUGCCUUGUAAUAGCGGACCUGACUUGGCGGUGGCUGUGAAUUGGCCGCGCCCAAUUUCGAACCUCAAAUCCCUCUCUCUGACUCCCCAACAUCAUCUACUCUGUUAUCUCAACAUCCUUCUCAAUCGCCAGCAUCCCUGCCGAACGUGACUGAUUAUCAGGACAUUUGCACACAGUCGAAUAGUAGCUGAUAAUGUCAAACACAAAUAAGAAUGCUGUUGAAACCGAGUCCUCGCUCUUCCACCCAACAGUCACUCACCGAUCUCAAACAGCUCGACAAUCAAGCUUCCCAGCUCAUCAUUAAUGCACUCGAACGCACCAGCUCCGCCCAACCGAAGGCUUCUUCCGACAACAAGGGCUCAUUUAGCAAAAUGUCGUUUAGCUCGAUGAUGGGAGGGCUGAGCUCGAGUUUGUCGCUGAGCAGGACGUCCACCAACACUUCGGUGGACACCGAGCGUGGUCGCAGCACGCUGAGCGCUGUGAGCCAGCCGCGCUCUUCAUCGCAUGUUCCUCCGUCCUCCGAGGAUCCUUCGCGCAGCCGGUCGCGCGCUCGUUCUCAAUCUCCAUUCACAUUCCGUCGGUUUCGCCAGCAGCGCGAACCGUCGCCGACUCCUCAAGCCCUUCCUCUAACCCACUCCGAUGUGGACCUGCACGAACCACUGACCGUCCGUCCACGAACCGCCUUCUCCGACGACGCAGACGACUCGGGAGACGAGACCGCCAACGAAAGCGAAGUCGACGAUGAGGAUGAAUGGAGCGAAGACGACGAUAACGGGUUCGAUCCCGUCACAGAGCGCAACACCGAGCACAACUCUAUUGUAACUCCCGCUGUACCCGAAGAGCAGGACAUCUAUGCCGAUCCGCUUGGCGAGGGCGUGAACGUAAUCCUUCCCCCCGAGCCUUACUUCCCGAGUACACUCAAUUCUGGGUCUUCUUCGGGAGCGGGAAAGCGGAAUCCCCGCCGACGCAAGUCGACUAGACACCACGAGCCUCUUCCGUUGCAGACCUCUCGCCCAAUCUUCCAGCGCGAUCGCUGCACAAUCACCGUCACCCAGGGAAACCCCGAUGUCGCGCUGGAGACGCGCAGGGGAAAGCGAUACAUCGUCGCGAGCGAUUUGAGUGAGGAAAGUCGGUACGCGGUCGAGUGGGGGAUCGGUACUGUGAUACGCGACGGCGACGAAAUGAUGAUCGUGAACGUGAUGGAGAACGAGGUCGAUCCCCCCAUUCCGAAUGCUGCAGACCGAGCAGUCAAGCUGCGCAGCCAACAGGAGCGACAAGGCCUGGCAUAUAUCCUGUGCCGUCAAGCGACGAGCCUGCUGCAGCGGACGAAACUGAACGUAACGGUCGUGUGCCAGGCUUGGCAUGCUAAGAAUGCUCGACAUAUGAUUUUAGAUAUCGUCGACUAUUACGAGCCUAGCAUGUUGAUCGUGGGGUCACGAGGACUGGGUCAACUCAAAGGCAUCCUUCUUGGAUCGACCUCGCAUUAUCUGAUUGAGAAAUGCUCUGUCCCGGUGAUGGUGGCUCGCCGACGACUGAAGCGACCCCCUCGUAGAUCUGCGCAUCUGUCCACUUCGCGCAGACAUGUUUCGCUGGCCGAAGCCGGGAUCGAUCGUGUUGCCGCCAAAGUCGACGCGGACGUCCAAGUCAUGCGUGACGAGUUGCAGCGCGACGACGACAGACGGGAGGCUCACAAGGAUCAUGAGGAAGUUGAGGUUGAUGAGGAACUGGAAGACGAUGCCGGGGAGGAAACUGAAGCUGGGACUAAGGUCGCUGGUUGAAGAGGUUGGACGAUCAUCGAUAGACCGAGUUGAUACGGAUGAACUUCACGAAUGGAUACUUACUUAUUUAGUCAAUGAUAUUGCAGGCCUCCCUACAGUCAAAUACAAACUUUAUGCAGUACAUUGUGGUUA